Messenger RNA from Menidia menidia (Atlantic silverside), 3778 nucleotides. The record is from the annotation of a GenBank genome assembly. Lineage: Eukaryota; Metazoa; Chordata; Actinopteri; Atheriniformes; Atherinopsidae.
CGCGCCAGCGAGGGAGGUCCACUUUGAUGACGUCACCUCUCCCAUGGCGUCAGAUUGACGUAGUGCAUGCCAAGCGCUCUAUGUGGAGGCAGAGCCCACAUAAAUGCACUAUUUGACUUUCUCCCGUCAGACGGCGCGCAUAAACAAACCGGCGUUACAACUCCACACUUUGCAAAGCACCCAUCAGCACUGAUACACUCUUAGCUCACGGGAACGGACGCAGACUUACUCCUUACACUCGGGAGUUUCACCUUUUUUAUAGUCUUGAUUUGAUUUGUCUACUUUUGAGCUUUAGACAAACUAAGAGGAAGAUCGCGAAACUUUCACUCUUUUUGCCUCCGAUGCAUUUAUGCCUCUUUGACAGGUCUGACAUCAUUUUUUAAACCUUUUUUCUCACCACUUCAACUCUUUGUGAUUAUUCUGGAUGGAAAAGGGAUACUUCAUGCGAGGUUAUUACCAAAUGUAAAGACGGAACCGCUACAGCAAACCAGCACAGGUUCGGAAGAGCGCGCCCAGCCGAGCUCGGAGCCCCGGCGAUCGGAUCCUUCCUCAGCGACGCCCGCCGAGUCCUCCACGCUCCAGGAGCCCUGCCCCGGCCGCAGCCACGCCACCCCAAAACCCCGGACACCCAGCAUCAUUCAGCGCGAAGCUCUUUCACCAGACAUGCCCUGUGUGCAGGCUCAGUACGGGCCCGCCCCGCCAGGCUCAGCUUACUCCGGCCAGUCCUUCGGUUACCAGGGUGACAGCUACAGCUCUGACCUCAUGACCCCUGACUACACCAAGCUGGACCUGGGCGGUGGCGAGAUCUCCGCCGCUGCCACCACCUCCCUCCCCAGCUUCAAUGUGUUUGUAGAGGGGAGCUAUGAGCCUAAAUCCUCCUGCCUCUAUCAGAUGCCCCCGCACAGGCCCACCAUCAAAAAGGAGGAGGAGAGCUAUCCGACUGCCCCGCCACUGGAGGCCAUGUCCUCCUCCAGCAUGUACUUUAAACAGUCCCCUCCCUCCACUCCCACCACUCCAUCUCUGCCCCCGCAGCCCAGCACCUCUUUCCUGUGGGACGAGCCGCACUCCCUGGCCCCUCCGUCUCACCCACACUCCAUGGGAUCUGCCCUAGACACGGGCCCCCUCAAGUCCCCUCGCUUUCCUCACUUCUACCAGCACUCGCCCCCCCACAGCGGCGGCAGCGUCAGCGGCUACGAGAGCCUGGGGGGAGGACUGGUCCGUACUUCAUCUUCUUCCUCCUCCUCCUCCUCAUCAGUAUCCCAUCCCCAUUGUCCACCCCUGGAGCAGCCCAUGUACCAGCUGCACCGCGGGGCCGGGGGAAGCAGCCUGGCCUUCCGCUCCCUGGCUCUCGGGCCUUGUGGGCCUCUACUAGGAGACAGCCUGCCCUCGCCUCCCCCUCGUGGCCCCCAAGGAGAAGGAACCUGCGCAGUGUGUGGGGACAACGCGGCCUGCCAGCACUACGGCGUGCGCACCUGUGAGGGCUGCAAGGGCUUCUUCAAGCGCACCGUGCAGAAAAACGCCAAGUAUGUGUGUCUGGCCAGUAAGAACUGUCCUGUGGACAAGAGGAGACGCAACCGCUGUCAGUACUGCCGCUUUCAGAAGUGCCUGAGUGUCGGCAUGGUGAAGGAAGUGGUGCGUACUGACAGCUUGAAGGGCCGCCGAGGCCGCCUGCCCUCCAAACCAAAGAGCCCCCUGCAGACAGAGGCAUCCCCUCCCUCUCCACCUCUCAGCCUGCUCUCUGCUCUGCUCAGGGCUUACUCCCACUCCACGCCUCGAGACCUUGACUACAGCCAGUUCAGCGCUGCCGACCCUCCGUCCUCCUCCUCAGACGCAGAGCACAUCCAGCUGUUCUACAGGCUGCUCACCAUCUCGAUGGAGACCACACGAUGCUGGGCCGACCGCCUGCCUGGCUUCUCUGAACUUCAACGUGACGAUCAGAACCUUCUCAUCGACUCUGCCUUCCUGGAGCUGUUUGUCCUGCGGCUUGCUCACAGGUCCAUGCUAUCAGAGGAUAAGCUGGUGUUCUGCAACGGCUUGGUGCUGCACAGGUUCCAGUGCCUUCGUGGGUUUGGGGAGUGGCUCGACUCCAUCCGGGACUUCUCCACUCACCUCCAGAGCCUAAACCUGGAUGCCUCUGCCUUCGCCUGCCUGGCAGCCCUAGUACUGCUCACAGAGCAAGUCCCAGGUCUGAAGGACUCAAAGCGGGUUGAGGAGCUUCAGAAUAAAGUCAUUUGUUGUCUCAGAGACCACCUUGGCUGCAGCGCUUCCUCGUCCUCGUCCAAGGCUGCACCGCCUCUGAGUCGCAUUCUGGGCUUAAGAGCAGAGCUUCGCUCUCAGAGAACACAGGGUCUUCAACGAAUCUUCUACCUGAAGCUGGAGGACCUGGUACCGCCCCCUCAAUUGAUCGACAGAUUCCUGGACACUCUGCCAUACUGACGGGUUGAGCUGACAUCACAAAGAAAAACCCGUGUCAUGUUGUGAUCAGGCCUCCCCCUCUCCAAGGAGCAUGCACACACAGCCAGAAGAGAGAUGGACUCCCCUCUGACUUAUGCAGAGUAAAGAGAGCCAAUCGAAAACUUCUCUCUCAAUGGGGCAACCACACAACAACGGCUUUGCUCCAACAGAGAACCAACAAAAUGCUUUCCAUCUGUAAAAAUGACUCUCUACCACUUUUUAUUUGAUCCUCCUGAUUUUCUCACACAGGGGAGGCUGAUGGGGUUGAGAUGGACAAGAAAAAAGACUUUGUACUGUCCUUUCUCCAUCUGGGUGGCAGCUCACUCUGCAGAAAAAGAUUUUAAAAAAUCUGUACUGUUAAUCGAUGUUUUGGCCUGGGUCAUUCUGUCCAAGGACUUCUUUUUGGCAGAGGUGAGGUGUCAGCAUGACAGAAUGUUUUUGAUCUUUUGAUAUCCCAGAGAAACACAAGUUACCUCACGCUAAAUGAGGAAUGGGAGGGACUUCAUACUGAGAUCUAUAGAAAGGUCAAAGGUCAGACAGUUAAAGGAUAGAGAGGAAAAAGAAUGCUAAACACAGAUAUUUCAUGAACACAUGGAGGUAGCUGUUUAGGUGGGCUCUUAAUUACAAGUGCAAUUUCUUAAGUGCUGUCUUGCCACAAAAAGAAAGAGACAGAAGACGAAUGGCCUAAUUUCAAACUCUAAAUUAUUUAAUUACAAUGACUUUUCCUGUGCUGUCAGUAGCUAAAACGAGAGCUGCAGUCUCCAUCCAGCUUUAGACAGCAGAGGAGAUACUGUGCACUAACAAUCGAUGACUGAGUCACCCAGACUUGAACUUAUUCUGCUAUGUUUGUUUUUUAUUUACUCACUCUGAAAUCAUACCGUAGUUUGAGUAAGACUGUGGAGAGACGAACAUGGACAGAAAUUGGCUUUUUGAAGCACUUACACCCCAGGAAGGGCUAGAAGCACAGACACACACCCUACCUGCUUACCUGAAGGAUGGCGAGGUGUCAGGAAGAGGAGGGUGCUCGACAGAUAGCUGCACGUCCAGUGGGUGAAACAUUCCACAUUCUUGCUCUAUUUUUUUCUUUACAUUUCUAUUGUGGAGGCAGCAUGAGAGUGCAGAGGACAUACUGUCUUUCUUUGUACGUUUAGGGAAGUCAGGAUCAUAUACAUGGUGUGCUAUAAGCUGUCAAGAGCUGCCAUAGCAUUUCAAAACAGCUCGACCUGUGGUUGUGUCGCAGACUGCAGCUCUAUGGGGAUCUCCCUGAGCCUCCACCACCCACUCACACCCUCACGGCAGCAGUUUUAAUGAAAAAAGCAAAUUC